This is a messenger RNA of Eruca vesicaria subsp. sativa (arugula), 1328 nucleotides long. NCBI's taxonomy places the organism in Eukaryota, Viridiplantae, Streptophyta, Magnoliopsida, Brassicales, Brassicaceae. The record is from the annotation of a GenBank genome assembly.
AUGGUAACACAUAAACAGAGAAGAACAGAGAAAGGACUCUGCUUUAAAGACUACUUCAAAUGGAUCUUCUAUGUAUUCAACAAUUUGAAAAUAUACGUCUAUGACUUGCCUUCCAAGUUCAACACAGACUGGUUAGCCAACAACAGAUGCAGCAACCAUCUCUUCGCAGCCGAGGUGGCUCUUCACAAGGCGUUGCUGAGCCUCGAGGGAAACGUACGGACAGAAGAUCCGUAUGAAGCAGAUUUCUUCUUCGUCCCUGUUUACGUCUUCACAGUCAACGGCUUUCCAGCGAUAGGUCACGCCAGAUCACUCAUCAAGGAAGCGAUCGGGCUCGUCUCAGCUCAAUACCCGUUUUGGAACCGAACCAGUGGCUCUGACCACGUCUUCAUCGCCACACACGACUUUGGCUCUUGCUUCCACACCAUGGAGGAUAGAGCAAUUGCUGAUGGGGUACCAAUGAUCUUGAGAAACUCUAUAGUUUUGCAAACUUUUGGUGUUACGUUUAAACAUCCAUGCCAAGAAGUAGAGAACGUUGUGAUACCACCGUACAUCUCACCGGAAAGUGUAUACAAGACUCAAAAGAAUAGUCCGAUGACUAAGGAACGUGACAUUAGGGUUUUCUUCCGUGGCAAAAUGGAGAUUCAUCCCAAAAAUAUCAGUGGACGCUUUUACAGCAAGCGAAUAAGGACGGAGAUAUGGAGGAGUUACAGCAGUGACCGGAGGUUUUAUCUCCAACGACAAAGAUUUGCCGGUUACCAGUCAGAAAUAGCUCGUUCUGUUUUCUGUUUAUGUCCUCUCGGGUGGGCCCCGUGGAGCCCGAGACUUGUUGAGUCGGUUGCACUUGGCUGCGUGCCUGUUAUUAUCGCCGACGGUAUCCGUUUGCCGUUCCCUUCUGCCGUGCGUUGGCCUGAUAUCUCUCUCACGGUUGCGGAGCGUGACGUUGGGAAACUCGGAGAGAUUUUGGAACACGUGGCCGCAACUAAUUUGUCCGUCAUACAGAAGAACUUGGAGGAUCCGUCAGUUAAGCGGGCCCUUAUGUUUAAUGUUCCGCCGAGAGAGGGAGAUGCCACGUGGCAAGUUUUGGAGGCUUUGUCUAAGAAAUUGCAUAGGUCCGUUAGAAGAAGAUCAAAUGCUUUUCUGUAAAACUAAUUUGUUUUUUGACACGUGUAUAUUACUGCUUGGGAGUUAGGUGAUGAUUGUUUGGUGAAGUGGAAGAACUAUCAAAGCAGAUAACACUUUUCAGUGAUAAACAUCUGUUAGACUUACCGAUUUAGGAUGUGUAAAUAUAAAAGAAAAAAACAAAUUUGGUCUCAAUAUCUCAAUUCCAC